This is a messenger RNA of Canis lupus familiaris (dog), 3241 nucleotides long. RefSeq names its product signal regulatory protein beta 2 (gene SIRPB2). The coding region runs from base 121 to 1140 and encodes 339 amino acids. The record is from RefSeq and is a predicted model, not a curated record. Lineage: Eukaryota; Metazoa; Chordata; Mammalia; Carnivora; Canidae. Gene Ontology annotation, cellular component: plasma membrane. The transcript is spliced from 5 exons.
GUGUAGUAAAAACACUUCCCCAAGCAGCCUUGGCCACAAGAAGCAGAAACAACCUUGCCCACGGGUCCCAUUUCAGGCUCUAACACCCACCAAAUCGAAGAACGGUGGCCAACUUUGGGAAUGCAGGAGAAACUUGUGCCCCUUGCCAUGACCACCCCUACGCAUCUGGCCCACUGUCUUCCCUGCUCCUGGCUGCUGAUGCUGCUCCUGGUCUUCUUUGGAGCCUCUGAGCCGAGCUAUGGGAGUAAAUGGCAGGUGCUACAGCCUGAGGGUCGUAUGCUGGUGGCAGAAGGUAACACACUCCUACUUCGGUGUACAGUGGACGGCUCCUGCACUGAUGACAUGAUUAAAUGGGUCAAGGUGAGCCAUCAGGACAAGGAGGAGAUUUAUAACUUCAAACACGGCUUCUUUCCUGGAGUCAUGCCAUUGAUCCAACGGACAUUGGAGCCACUUAAUUGUGACUAUUCCAUCUAUAUCUACAAUGUCACCAGCAGGCAUGCUGGAACCUACCACUGUGUGUGGUUUGGUAACAAGAAUGAGAACUCAGAAAAGACACUGCAGGAGGGCACCUCAGUGUUUGUGAAGGAAGCCGGGGACCCAGAGCCAGACCUCUGGAUCAUUCAGCCCCAGGAAUUGGUAUUGGCAACCAUCGGAGACAAUGUAUUCCUGAACUGCACAGUGCUUGGAGAUGGUCCCCCAGGUGCCAUCAGGUGGUUUCGGGGAACUGGUCUGAGCCGGGAGGCCAUUUACAACUUUGAAGGCAUCUCCCAUCCUAAUGUGACAGCAGUCCAGGCCUCCAGGAGGGAUUUUAGCAUUCUGCUGCAAGGCGUCUCCACUGAACAUGAGGGCACCUACUACUGUGUCAAGUUUCAUAGGAAAUUCAACAGACAAUACCUGUCUGGAAUGGGCACCAGACUGAGAGUAAAAGCAAAGCCCCCUUCUCCCCAAGAGACAGAACUCACCAAUGAACAUGUCGCCGGGAUAUUUCCAUCAGACCUCCUGUCUGUGUUCACAUCUCUGGUCCUGGGGCUGAAGGCAACAACCCUGGCUGCACUCCUGCUGGUCCUGGUUGCCUGCCAGAGGAGACCAUGGCAAGAAGACGUCAAGACUCCAGGCCCAGCAAAACUGGGCCCACAUUAGCUUGGGGCAUGGGGCAUGGAGCAUGGGGAAUAGGGCAUGGGGCAUGGGGCGUGGGUGAGGGGUCGGCCCCAGAGUGGGUCCUCUGAAUCAGAGGGAGGCCAAGGCUUCCCAACCAUUUCUCUGCCUCUGAUCUCAACCUCCAGAGGCUCCCCAGGACUCAUGCCAAACUCCGGGAUCCACAUACCUGGUUUCCACUCACCUGGUGAAGUCCUCCACUGGGCACUGACUGAACUCCCUUCUGAUGUGCCGUGCUCUCCCUUCACAGCCCCUGUAAGCCCUCCUCCUCCUCCAAGGCUUUGCCCAGCCCUCUUCUCAGGAUCCUUGUUCCUGCCACAGCCCCUUCUGGAGUGUCUGCCCCCUUCUGCCCCUCUCCACAUUUUCUCAUCCUUCAAGAUUCAACUCAGAGUCCUUUCCAGAAGGUUUUCCUACGCAUCUCUGAGCUUGCAGAGCCAGACUGGCCAGGCCCCCCCAUUUACUCCUCCUCUCCCCAUUUCCUGCCUUCUUUCCUUCCCUACUAUGGGUGGCUUGGGUAGCUGUAAUAGUUAAAUUCAGGCUGGGCAACUUUAACAAAACUCUUAAAUAACAGUGGCUUAACCCAGAAGAAAACUAGUUUAUCUUGUGAUAACCAAGCAUAAGCAGGCCAGGCAAUAGAGGACUCCUUGAUACUGAGACCUGAGAUUCCUGGAUCUUGCUACCAAGUCAUGCCAGGCAGCAAGACUAGGGAAGAAGGCAGUGAAGAGAAGUAGGACCCUCUCCUUCAAGAGCAUCGCUGAGAAUUUGCCCACAUCACCUCUGAUUGGCUGGAAUCUGGUCGCAUAGUCACACCUAGUUGCAAGGAAGACUGGGAAAUGUAGUCUUUAUUCUGGCAGCAGUGUAGCCAGCUGUCAUUUUUCACUAAAAGAACCAGAGGGCAAACAUCAGUAGAUAACCAGCAGUGUCUACUUCAGUGGCAUAGAGGCAGCUGCCUCCUUGCUCUGUCUGACAGUUGAGUUCAAUUCCCAGCUGAAACAGCACCUCUUUGUACCACCACCUCCACUAGGGCAGUAUAAUAGAGAGCAGUAGUUCUGAAGAAGAGGAGGCUUCUCCCCCAGCAUACAUUUUGCAAUGUCUAGAGACACUUUCAGUUGUCACAACUUGGGGGUUGUCCUAACUGGCUAUCACCAUCUAGUGAGUUGGGAUCAGGGAUGCUGCUAAACACCCUGUAAUACACAGGGCAGCCCCCACAACAAAGAAUUGUCUGGUCCAAAGCAUCAUAGUGCUGGGGCUGAGCAGCCCAAUGUAGGGGAAAGUGUGACACACCUAGUUUGCAAUUCCGAAGCUUCCAUCCACUCCCUCUCAGUGUGCCCUUCCUGCCUCAUCAGUCACUCCACCUCUUGGACUCUCAUGGAUAAUAAUGUGGACAACGAUCAUAAUGUGGACUUUUGUGCAUCGUAUAAAAACUGAUUCAAUUCAUAUACUCAGGGCUUAAUAUGUGCUGUGUGCACCAAGUACCCUCGAUACCUAUGAACUCCCUUUUUGCUUUCCACGUGAACAUUUACUAGCACCUACUCUGGGGGGAAGUGCAUUAGUCUGGCUGGUUUUCAUUAUAACAACAGAAAAACAGCUUGCAAAAUAUAAGCCAAAGGGGCCAUUAGUUUACUCUGAGAGUCGCAUAAAUCGUUGAAUUACCAGUCAUCAGAAUAAUGGCCCCCUGCCAGAAGAUAUCCACGUCCUAAUCUCUGGAACCUGUGACUAUGACCUCACAUGGCAAAGAAAAGGACUUUGCAGCUGGAAUUAAGGAUCUUGAGAUGGGGAGUUUAUCUUCGAUUAUCUGGGUGAGCCCUAAAUGCAAUUGAGAGCAUCCUGAUGAGGGAGAGACAGAGGGAGUUUGAACACUGAGGAGGAGACAGCAAUGUGACCACAGAGGCAAAGAUGGAAGUGAUGUGGCCAUAAGUUAAAGAAUGCCAGGAGCACCCAGGAGCUGGAAGAAGCCAGGACAGCUCUCCCCAGAGCCUCCAGAGGGAGCAGAGGCCCACUGACACCUUGACUCUGCCCAGUGAUACGGAUUUCAGACUCCUGGCCUCAGAACGAUGAGACAAUAAAUUUCUGUUGUUCUAAAGCA